Messenger RNA from Punica granatum (pomegranate), 2182 nucleotides. NCBI's taxonomy places the organism in Eukaryota, Viridiplantae, Streptophyta, Magnoliopsida, Myrtales, Lythraceae. The record is from RefSeq and is a predicted model, not a curated record.
CUCCUCCUCCCUAUCCCUCAUUGAUUAGAUUCGGAAAAUAGAUCGAAAAUAUAGAUGAACUUCCAAAAUGUGGUCUUUUGUGAUGCUGGUCGUGCUAUAUAUCAUGACGAACUUUGAUUAUGAUCCCUUAUUCUUUGAUGGUUCAUUGACGUUAUCAUUUACGGGAGAGGAUCGGGGGAGUGCCUGCUGGUCCUGACACGAUCAAUCCUUCCUCGGAAGCGCGGGCAUUUCAUGGUUGGUGCUGCCUGAACAUUAAAUGGCCGCUCCACCCCCGGACUCUUCUUCUGAUGCCCCGCCCCCCUCCGAUUCCUCCCCACCGCCCCCAUCCGACUCUUCCCCGCCACCCCAACCUGAUGAGUCCAAUAAGUCCUCUCCUCCGCCCUCCAGCUCACCGCCCCCUCCUUCGGAAGAGAACAGUAAAGACCCAUCUCCUCCUCCACCCCCCUCAAAAAAAGACUCUGGGGGCUCGUCGUCCAACUCCUCCCCACCUCCCCCUCCGCCACGGUCCUCCUCCUCGUCGACACCCUCCACGCCAGCCCUAGCGCCACCAUCUCCACCCACGAGUGACUCGAGCUCGACUUCUGUGACCUCUGCGAAGCUGCCCCUCGUGGUUGGGAUCUCUGUAGGGGUCGGCCUGCUGGCUCUCCUGUUCAUCGUGAUUUGCGUUGCGUGCUUCGCGAGAAAGAAGAGGAGACGGCGCGAAGAGAUGCACUACUAUGGAUCAGAUCCCUCCAUAGGACAUAAGGCUAAUGAGUACUAUCCGAGCGCUCAGCAGCCGAACUGGCACAAAGGCGGGCAAAACUCGGACUACAUGGGGAGUGGCUUGCCUCCACCACCAGGUGGGAUGUGGCCGGCGCCGCCCCCUCCGCCGCCAAUGAGCAGUGAGGACAUGAGCUCGAACUACUCAGGGGCACGCCACCACCCAGCAAUGCCGCCCCCAUCCCCUGGGAUCACUCUCGGCUUCAAUAGCAACUCCUUCACCUACGACGAGCUUGCCAUGGCCACCAACGGGUUUGCCCAGGCUAAUUUGCUAGGACAGGGCGGUUUCGGGUACGUGCACAAGGGGGUCCUGCCAAAUGGGAAGGUGGUUGCCGUUAAGAGUCUUAAGUCGGGGAGCGGACAGGGCGAGAGAGAGUUCCAGGCUGAAGUGGAGAUCAUCAGCAGAGUUCACCAUCGCCAUCUCGUGUCUCUGGUUGGAUACUGCAUCUCUGGUGGCCAGAGAAUGCUGGUCUACGAGUUCGUCCCGAACAACACCAUGGAAUAUCACCUUCACGGACAAGGUCGACCGGUCAUGGAUUGGGAAUCACGUCUUCGUAUCGCAAUUGGAUCUGCAAAGGGACUUGCUUACCUCCACGAGGAUUGCCAUCCUAGAAUUAUUCACCGGGACAUCAAAGCAGCCAAUAUUCUUCUCGACAACAACUUUGAAGCUAUGGUGGCUGAUUUUGGGCUGGCAAAACUUUCUGAGGACAACAACACUCAUGUCUCGACUCGUGUAAUGGGAACAUUCGGAUAUUUGGCGCCGGAGUAUGCAUCGAGUGGCAAGUUAACAGAAAAAUCUGAUGUUUUCUCGUUUGGUAUCAUGCUCUUGGAGUUGAUAACGGGAAAGAGGCCAGUGGACAGUAACAUUGUUAUGGAAGAUAGCUUGGUGGACUGGGCUCGGCCGCUUCUAACCCGUGCAUUGGACGAAGGCAACUAUGAUGGGUUGGUGGAUGCAUGCAUGGAGGGCAACUAUAAUCGUCAAGAGAUGGCUCGAAUGGUGGCCUGUGCUAGCGCUAGCAUUCGCCAUUCUGCAAGGAAGCGCCCGAAGAUGAGCCAGAUAGUCCGUGCACUUGAAGGCGACGUCUCAUUGGAUGAUUUGAAUGAAGGGAUCAAGCCCGGGCAGAGCUCCGUUUUUUCUGCUGGAAAUGGGAGCUCAGACUAUGACAGCUCCGCCUACAACGCAGACAUGAAGAGGUUCAGGGAGGUGGCACUGUCGAGCCAAGAGUUCGGGAGCAGCGAGUUCGGGGGCACCUCGAGUGGCGAGGCCCGGUCACCUAAUAACAAGCUUUGAUCACUGAAUUAGACAUCAAUUCUUGGAGGAGAGAAGGAAUGCCAUUCAUUGGAGAUGAAACAAUACAUUGUUUGACCCCAAUGUGGUUGAGGUCCGAUGACUUAUGCACGUGUACCUUAAUUUGUAAAAUGG